Messenger RNA from Xyrichtys novacula (pearly razorfish), 495 nucleotides. Lineage: Eukaryota; Metazoa; Chordata; Actinopteri; Labriformes; Labridae. The record is from the annotation of a GenBank genome assembly.
AUGGCGACCACGCAGGGACGCCGCGUGGAUCAGAAUGACCCUGAGGCCGGGAUACGAUCAGGAACUUCAGGGUCACAGAAGAACUAAACCUGGACCCAUGACUCUGAGGUCUGACUGGGUCCCAGAGUCUCAGGAUCAGAGGGGUCUGGAUCAGGCCUCCUUCUAGUCUCUUCGGUUCUGAGAGUUAAUGGAGCGUUCCUGGUACUGGACCGGCUGGAGACCGGGCUGAGGAUUUGUACUGAACUGGUCUGGAUCCAGAUUACCGGACUAGAGCUCAGUGUGGACACACUGAGACGUGGAGUCCCUCAGGGUUCUGUCCUGGUUCUCCUUCAGUUCUUCAUCAUCACAGCUGAUGGUCCGGUUCUGGUUAAACAGACUCAGACUAAGAAAAACAGAAAACCUGGACCGGGUCUAACCGGGUUUACUUCAGGGAACCUGCUUUUCUACCCAAAAGAGGACUCUUGUGUCCCAGACUUACCAAGACUUGAGCUCUGA